Molecule: messenger RNA, 3080 nt
Organism: Odontomachus brunneus
Lineage: Eukaryota; Metazoa; Arthropoda; Insecta; Hymenoptera; Formicidae
Exons: 2
Coding region: 1704-2426 (240 amino acids)
Source: RefSeq, a predicted model, not a curated record
GCUGAUGAGGUGAUUCACCGGUGCAACGCCACGCGUCGCCGCGGCCGCGCGUCCAUUCGACCUCUCACCGCGACGGGAACCGACGAGCGUGCUUCUUUGAGCCUUCUCUGUGCGACGUUCGGAGGAUUCUCUCUGGGUGCCGAACAUUCGAUGCCGAUCGACCGACGAAUGCGAUGAUAAGGCGCGAGCCCGCGAGCGUCGCGCGUCUUGCGCGGGCAACGACGAAGGUUCAAGCCAGAGCGCGCGCUCGAAUUUCGAGUUCAUUCAUGAGUUACUCACUUCUCACUGAUCGACCACUGACGAUCCUCUUGUAUACAAUACAGUCGGCUGAUUAAAGUUAGCAGCAACAACACUUUGGGAUGAGCUUCGUAACGUAUCCUGUGUUCAGUAGGAGAAUUUACUUUUUAGUAUACUGAGAAGAUAUCUGUAACUGUCACAUCACAUAGAGAAAUAAUUAUGCGUUGCAAAACUCAAGCGCCCCUACACUUAGUAGGGUAUGAUCCACUUGAUGCUGCAAAUGCUUCAAAGCGUCGUGCAGACCAAUCAUAAUCGUUCUUUACGCGCUUCAAAGCAUUUGUAACUACAAGUGGAUCCUAUCCUUAAUCAGCCGACUAUAGAUUGCAGACUAGCAAUACGAUACACAAUGAAGCACACCAAAUUAUCAAAAUUAAGAAUUAUUACAGACAAGCUCAUACGAUAUAAUAAUUAGAACAUUAUAAAUAAUAACAAUAAUUAAUCAUAUAAUUACCGGACAAACUCGUCAAAAUAAUGACACUCAAAUAUGACAGUUUAGUAAGGUCUCAUACGGGAAGCAAAUUUUGGUGGGAUUAAUUGAUUCCUAAUGAAUGAACCAGAAAUUUACUUAAUCCCAAUAAACUUUUUUUCCAUGCAACUUCGUGUUCAUUUUGCGACCCAUUGUAUACAAACGAGGACAAUGCGGCGUGAGUGAGAUUAAAGGCUCGUUUCGACGCAAUUUUGUUGGGUGUGCGGGGCACCUUGUGGCCUUGUAACGCCUGCUUAGCCGUUACCCUGGGAGCUUGAACUUCAAACACGAUUGGAAUCCGCUAGGCGCGAUAACUCGAUCUCUCGAGUACACGCCUAUAAACGCGAGCGCGAGCCGGGGUAACAUUCUGUGCACGCGUGUUUCGAGUCGUUUGUAUGCACUCAUACAUCGCGAGACACUUGCGCCACCGGCGUGGUCCGCUACCUUUCCAGAAACAAUAAUGGUGUCGGCCGCUUCCACACACGUACGCAUACGUACACUCACUCACGCACGGACGGCAGAGAACACGCCCGUCUUCUCUCUCACGGCAGUACAAUUCUCCAAUACACGUGUAAUCCGGCGCUUGCACAUGCAAUCGGACGUUCGAUUGUUGAGUCGCGUUUCGCUGGCAAGAAUUUAGCUUCGCAGCUGCUCCCGAGGGCACCGAGAUCUUUAUUGCUUAUUGCGAACUAUCUCUCGCCGAUAACAUUAAAGCUCCUCCUUGGUAAUAACAUUAUAAGAGAAUUUAUUGAUACACGGAAAAAAAGAUAUGCACAUAGCCAGGGAUAUUUGGUUGUGAGUAACGAAAUCGCAUCAGGUCAGUCAUUUUGUGUGUAAUGUGUAUGGUUUGAUAUGACUCAGUUACUUUGGUACAUCAACCACAUCAAUCCAGUUGCGUGUGAUCUGGUUGCUGCCUUUAAAAGAAGAUAGGCUCUAUCAUAUGAAGCUGCCGAUAGUCUGCGCGCUGAUCACCGUCGCGGCCGCCGCGCCGGGUCUCCUCAGGGUGCCGAAGGUGUACAAUGCCGUGAUCACGAGCAAUCAGAAUCUAUCGCCCUCGCGAGCAUUCCCGGUGAUACAGCCGGUGAUACAUCGCACCGCGGUCGGUUACGUGCCGCCGUUCUAUUACACGCAGAUAGCGCCUCACUUCGCCGGGCCGGAAGUGGUGCAUUAUCCGCCGGCCGGUGGCGGGAAACCACCCGGAAGCGAUCAGACGCAGGCCAGCUCGAGCUCUCGUUUCGUAGAGUCGACGAGUUUCGGCGUCGCGAAGGAGCAAGGUGACGCGGAUCGCGCGAAGGACAGCCCGAGGAACGAGGAGCCGCAGGAGAGCAACCCGAAGGAGAACGGCGACGCGAAGGACUCCCCGAGGAAGAACCAGCAGGUGCCGUUGAGCUUCUACCCGAACUACCAUUCCCUUUACUACGAGCCGUACAUCUACACGUACAACAGCUUCAACCCGCACCUCGUGCCCGGAACUUACUACGUCGACUAUCAGCCGUACGGCUCCCUGGAGCCGAUCCCGCCGACCACGCCGAGGAACGUUGAGUCCGGCCACCUGCUGCCGGGCUUCCACGAGGAGAAGGCGAGUCCGCCGAAGAACGAGAAGGACAAGAUACCGGAUGUGCCGCCGCCGCCUCUGCCCACCUCCGUGCCGAAGAAGUCCUGAGAGAGCCAAGGCAGAGGUGAAGUCCUGAGAGUCGAGUCGCGACGAACGAGCGAACGAAGAGAGGCGCGAGUGGUCGCGGACGGCGAUUCGAUAUGCCGUGAGGCUUCGUUUCUUUCUUAUUGUCCGCUUAUUUUUCCCCUUCCUCCGGGGGGAAGUACAGGGUCCGCGUUGUUACGUGUUGAGGGACAAUAUCGGUCCUCCAGUGCCGGCGCCCGUGCCGCCGGCAUGCGCGGUCAAUCGGUUGGCAUUUAGUACAUUGGUCACGCCAUUAUAUCGGUGAACUUUGGCCGCCCGUUGCUCGAAAUAAUCUCCAAUCUGCGCGCCGAUGCUCGAUAAAGUUCAAGAGUUUCGUUCGCGCGUGUUAUGGUAGCCGGCCGUUAUUAUUGACGUCAAAUCGGCGGAGGGCGGCUCAGAAUUAUUUUAGCAACUCGCGCGCUCGUGUCCUUUUCUCUUCCCACGAAAUUUCGAAUUCGCUUCGCGAUGCACUUUAUGUUCUGUGCACUGGCUCGCUUUUAAGUUUGCGCGAGACCGCGCUCCUCCAUUAUUAUUGUCGUAAGCUGCGGACUGAGCGGAUUUUUAUUCAAGUUACAUGACACGUCGAUAGAUUUAUGAGGCACGCAAUGUUUUUAUAUAUUAAAGAUUUUUCUAUACAUA